Molecule: messenger RNA, 7691 nt
Organism: Procambarus clarkii (red swamp crayfish)
Lineage: Eukaryota; Metazoa; Arthropoda; Malacostraca; Decapoda; Cambaridae
Biological process (GO): regulation of transcription by RNA polymerase II
Cellular component (GO): nucleus
Molecular function (GO): RNA polymerase II cis-regulatory region sequence-specific DNA binding; DNA-binding transcription factor activity, RNA polymerase II-specific
Source: RefSeq, a predicted model, not a curated record
CAUUGAUCUUACUCAGAUGAAACAUAACAGUGUUCUCGCUAGACACGGAGAUCCCUUUUAUAUAACCGUAUUAUGAAUGAAAACAAGUGGGAUAUUUGCCCUAAUUGUGAGCGUGAAGUGACUGUAGUGGGCCGUGGCCCCGAGAGUGGCUGAGGAAGUGGCCGGCGAGGUAGCCAGUGGCCGUCACCACCAUCUUGUGAGGGAAGCUGAAGUGUACCUGAGUGAAGAGUUUAAUCAUGAGUAGUGGUGAGCGUAGACCACUGAAGCGGAAGGCAGAGGAGUCACUUGAACAGGAACAUGGAAGAAGCAAAACUGGAAAAGAAGCAAGAACUGAAGUACUGGUUGCAGGCUGUACAACGGCUGGCAAUAUAGGUAUUUUGACGCUGUCAGAUAAUGACUGGGCUUGCCUCGACUCUCCUCCAAUUCACACCAAAGAAAAUACUGCCAGUAUUUCGAAAAGGGAAGAAAAUAAGGAUGGGUCUGUUAGUUGUGGUGUUAUGUGGAGGGGCGACGAGGGAAGACAGCUAGACUCGUCUGUACCACAGGUAUGUUUAAGCUGCAAGAGAGAAGCAAAUGGCAAGACGUCUGACUGUGGCACACAAACAUUUCAUUUUCUGCCGGCAACAUCCGCUCCGGAGGCAUUUGUUCUGGAGUCAGGCUGUAAGACGGAGACAUCAAAGCAAGUUGCUCUCGCAAGUGUCAACCUUAAGAAUAUUAAAGUGGAAGUACCUGACGACCAGGAAUAUGAAAGACAUCCAUUAGUCUGCUGUGUUCGUGAUUGUGAAUCCCGGUCAAAUGAAGCGGAUUCCAUCAUAUUCUACGCUGUUCCUCAUAAUAAAGAGCUCAAGUUAUUUUGGGCAGAAGUGCUUGAUAUUAUUGUACCUGACUGCUAUAGUUCCUCGGAGCAGUAUGUCUGCAGCUUGCAUUUCAUAACUCCCCAAAAAUUACCAGUUGUGAAGACAAAAACUCGAAAAAAGAAAACCUGCGACAUGUUGGUGGCUGAGGAAGCAGAGAAGAUCAAGCAGGGAUUGUCUGCAGGCAGACCCAAGAGGACUCCAAAACCUAACAAGAAUUAUGACUGGGCUGAACUGACCCCUUUUAUCAAGACAGAAUUAUCAGAUCCAGAUGAAAUGGAAUUUGUGCCAGUAUCAAAAGCUCAGGUGAAGAGCAGUGCGUUGGUCGGUCGAAGAAGAAAACAGGCACUUACUCCAGUAAAAAAGGAAGACAAAGAAAAUGAGAUGCCAUCACCUGACACAGGGACCUCAGUUUUUGAAAAUGAAGAUGAAUACGGGGAAAAUGUCAGUUUGCCUAGUCAUCCAAGAGCACCUCCUCCGAAACCAAAGGGACGACCUCACCGAAUUAGAGACACGUGUACCCAAACUGAUGCACUUCAUAGUUCUUUAAAACAACCAUUACGUGAGGUGAAGGUGCAGUGCAAUUUAUCAACCGAGCCCCUUAUAUCCUGCCCAAACUGCUCCAUUAUUGACUGGAUGAAAUUAGAAGAACUUCUGAUUGAUUACUUAGCCAAAAUAGAAGGGGAGUUGUGUGACCCAGUGCUAAGUGAAUACUUCAGAAAUUUGGUGAGCGAUGUACAGGAACCCACCCAUGCCACAAAUGUCCUCAAACUUCUUAGUGGGUUGGAGAGAGAUAGCUUGGAGGGGACCAAGGACAUUAUUCUAAUAUCUAGUCAGGACGAUGAAGUGGAAAUAGAGAAUGUAAUUCAUCCAGAAGUAGAAGCACCAAUGACAGGGUUGAGAGAAAUUACUCCAAAACUCUGGCAGGAAAACACAAAAUGGAAGAAAGAAAUUGAACCGGACGAGGAUGUGGUUGAGGAUGAUACAGAUGGGUUGGGUUUGCAGGAGGCGACUGAAAUAGAUGAUGAUGAAUUCCAUCCAGGUUUUCCCGAACCCGACGAGGAUGAGGAAGAAGACCAAGAGUUGGACGAUGAGGAUUGGAACAUCAAUAAAAGAGAUAGUGACUCUGGAAUUUCAUCAUCAAAGCGGAAACAGAAGAAAGUCAAUCAAAGAAGUAAAAAAGGGCGAGAAUGUCUUGGGGAAGAAACAGGAGGCCGGGAGGCGGACAGGGGAUCAGGGAGUGAGGAUAGUGAGGAGGAAAAUAAGGACUGUGAUAGAGCUAAAAUAAGUAUAUCAAAGAGAGGCAUAGUAAAAGUACAGGGAUAUAGUAGUCUGAGACAGAGACAAAUAAUGAAGAGAGUUCGUAAAGGUGGAGACGACCGUUGGCUCAGAGGAUCUUACAGCUGCCCCAAGUGUGACAAAGUCUUUACCACUAAGCUUAAAAUGGAGCGUCACCAUCAGCACAUACAUCUAGGCAUUGCUCCAUGGACUGGAAGCCACUUGUGUAAAGAAUGUGGCAAAACAUUUACUCAAAAAGUUGGAUUGAGGGUUCACCGGAUGCACAAGCACGGUGAUCCUAAACAGUUUCCUUGUCAUCUGUGUCACUAUGAAGCUGUAACAAAGGCCAAACUAGCAAGACAUUUGAAGAGUCAUUCAGAUGAUAGAAUUUAUUCUUGUGAAUAUUGUGGUAUGGCACUAAAAACUACUGACACCUACAAAAAUCACAUGGCCCUACAUACAAAUGAAGGUAGAUACCAGUGUAAUGUAUGUAAAAAGGCCUUUCAUCACAAACAGUACUAUGAUGAUCACUAUAGAAGUCACUUUGAUGUGCGAGACUACAGGUGUGAUAUAUGCCAAACUGCAUUUAAGACAAAUAAAUCAUUACGGACACACAUAAGAGGAGUUCAUCUGAAUGACAAGCGUAUUAUAUGUGAUAUAUGUGGGGCAAGAUUUAUGACCAAUUACAAUCUGAGGGGUCACAUGAAGAAGCAUACACGUGCUGACCGUACAAAUGCAAAAUACCAAUGUCAGUUUUGUUCAUAUAAAUUUUACAGUGAUGCUGGGUUAAGUAGUCAUAAACGCAUUGUGCAUUCACAAGAGUACCAGCCACUUCAAAUUAAGGUAGAAUCAGAAGCUCGUCCAGCUUCAGUAGCUUCAGCCAUGUACAAUAGAAGAAAGUCCAAGUCACUUCCAAUGGAAGAAAUUGAAAAAGAGCAAAUGAUGUACACUGCUGAUGUGGAACACAUAAUCGAAGAGGGAGGGACCGAGGUCGUAGCUUACCAGACUGAGCGUUCACUGUUAGUCGAGGAAGAUUGUGUUGAAGCCAUUGAGGCUGUUGUUGAAGAUAAUGGUGAAGAGCAACCUAGACAGCAUGUUAGCAUCAUAUAUGUAUAUCACUGUAACUAUUGUGGCUCCAUGUUCACAUCUCAAGACCUCCUUACUGCCCAUAUUAAGACAUCUCACAAAGAAUGAAUAUUUAAGCCUUGGUACUCUUAUCUGUAUCAGAUACUGUAUGUAAAUAUUGAAAUACAUAUUACUAGUAUGUUUGUCCAUAUCUUUUAUGGCAUAUUCAUGAUAUUCACAAGUUCAAUGCCUGUAAAAAUGUCUAAUUUUGUAUGUAAUUUUUUUAUUUUAAGCCUUCAAUGCUGUAACACUAUACAGUACAGUAUUUUAUUUAUUUAAAGAUAUCAUUAUUUCUGUAGGAACUUUAUAAAAGCAAUAUGUAUUAACAAUGCAUUUUAUUUGUUACUUUUUAAUUUUAACAUACAUGCAUGGAUGAUGAAAGGAUCAUAUAUGGGUGUAACAAUCUGUGUAUAUAAAGUGGGAAGUGAAGUGAGAAAAAUGUACUAUGAUGGUGGAAGAGUACAGUACAUGGGUAUUAAAAUGCAGCCGCCAUCUUUUUGUGAUAAGUAGUAAGUAUUUUGUGCAUAAUGCACAUUGAUAAUAAGAAUAUCAUAAAUGUCCAGUAGUGGUAAAAGCCCUGUUUAUAAUUAUUUAUGGCUAUGUAACAAAAGAUUUUGGGUGGUACUGUAUACACUCGGUUCUCCAAAGUCUGCUUAACCAAAUAUUUGAGUUGUCUGGCCAAAAUCGGCUCCAGAUAAUUUUCUGCCAAACUUAACCAUAUUCAAGCAGAAAUGCAAAGAAUUUGAGAUUUGGCUAUUUAAUGCAGACUGGCACAGAGUUGUAAGUCAAGUCCAGAUAAAUUUCUGGCAAAAUUUUGCCGUAUCUGGACAGAAAUCCAGUUGACUGGAGGUUAGGUUAUGUAAAUUUUCAAGAAAUACACAUUUCAAGGUCUUCAGUAUCAAACAAGAAGACAAAUUACAACAAGGUAAGCUGAAGUUUCUGUUUUAAAUUAAUUUUGUAUUAAUAGUGUAAGUGGAAAUUUGAAUUAUGUUGAUUGUGAUACAAGAAAUUCUGGAUAUUGUAAUUUUGAACUUCCCAUGUAAGAAUUCUGCUAAUCCUGAUGCCUGGCUUAUCCCGUGAGGGGUCCUUCCCCAUAUAAUCAAGAUAAGUAAGCUUAAUCAUUAUAUUCAAAGAGUAUGAUGAUUUUUGAUUAGUAUUGUUUGAUUACAGCAGUCGAAUGUUAGAAAUGGUAUGAUAAUGAUGUGAUAGGUUGAGACGAGGAUGCUUGCUACAAACUGUUGUAGUCAGGUAGGACAUGGUGCUGAAGGUGGCCAAAAGCAGAGAGCUUGGGUGAGGCCAACGAUGCAGAGCUCGAAGGAGGGAGAGAACAGAAAGCUCGAGUAAGGCCUGGAUUGGCUGUCUGCUCUGGAGGGAGGCGUAUAGUAUCUGGUGAGAGUUGGAACCAGACUGACGUUUGAAUCUUCAACCAUGUUAUAGUGGCGCCCAUCUGACUUUGUGCUGGACCUAGUUUGUUUUUUUAUUUGGCAAGCUGAUCAUUCUUGGCCCGAUGAGAAGCUCCAGGUUACUUCUGGUUACCCUAAGUGAUUUGUGGAAACCUUGGGGAUUUGUUACAGAUGUCAUUAAUGGCGAGUGAUUAUGAUUGCAGGUGCCAUUAGCAGUUAUGGAGAUUAUUGGGAACUUUUGAUUGCUUAGAAUAAAUUUUCUUAGUAUGUGAAAUAGCUUGGGAAUAAUUAAAUUGGCUGCCACAUUAUAUCUAAUGUGGAUGCUACAGCCACAUAAAACCAAACCAAGUUGGUCAUGUUAGAGAAUAAAGUGACAAUAACGUGGCUGAAAAUGAUGCGUUUCGAUCCUUCUUGGACCUUUAUCGUGUCAUAAAAAUUUGAUAAGGGUCCAGGAUGAGCAGAAAACAUCACCACUUUCAUUUCAUAUAUGUAAUUACCUAAGUGUAGUUACAAGGUGGGUGCUAUGCACAUGGUGUCCUGUCUUCCUAGUACUCUUUGUCAUAUAACACUUUGAAACUACUGAUGGUUUUGGCAUUCACCAUCUUUUCACAUAUUCCAACCAUCUACCAAUCUGUUUGCAAAAGUGAGCUUUCAAACGUUUUUUUGGCAGCUUUGUUUCCUAAGUUUGAAUCUUGGCCCGCUUAUUCUUUAAGUUGUAGGUUACAAGAAUUCGUCUUCUUUAAUUUUGUUGAUUCCUGUUGUUAUUUUGUUCUAGCUUCUCAACAUAGCUUUUGUUUCUUGGUUCUGGAAGCUGUUCAGUUGCAUGUCUUUGCUCAUAUUCAAGUUUAUUAAUGUGAUUCUAGAGAUAUGGGCUCCCUACACUCAUUGCACAUUUCAACUUUGGUCUCACAAGUCAUGAACGAUUUCUUUAAUAUUUUGCCAUCCAUGUAUUUAAAGGCAAUUAUGAAGUUAGGAAGCAUAGCAUAGGCUCCUCAUACAAUGUUUUUAUGUGGUCCUCUUGUGACAGUUUUCUUUCUAGAAUCACCCCUAGAUCUUUUUAUCAGAAUACUUCAAAACUUUUUCACAUAAUUUGUAGGUUGUAUAGGGCCUAUUUUUUCCUAUUAAGCAUUCCAUAAAGUGGCAUUUUUUCACAUUAACCCUCUCGCUGCGCAACUGUUAGUGUCAAUAGCUGUCAAUCCCGGUUCACAAGAAAAAAUAAAAAAAAAAUAAAAAAAAAUUGCCUUUAAUAUUGUUUAAAUGCAUUCCUUGAUCAUGGGGGAAAAAUUGUCUGUGACAUAUUCUGGCAGUGAUGAGGUGAGGAAGUGUGGCAUGAUGCAGGCAUUGAGAGAGUAGUGCUCUAGAGGCCCUUGAAACACAAACCGUAACUGUCUCUAUUUUCUGCUUGUUACAACUUGUAAUAAAGUUCUUACAUCUUGGGUUAAUGUGUUUAUGAUGUAUUAGAACAUUGUUACAAUUAAAACUUGUUCAAACGUUGUACCAACGUCGUAGUUUCAGUGUGUGUGUUUGGAGGGGGCAGUCUGCUCCAGCCAAGCCAUGUGGCAGGAGCUGCCACAAACAUAUUAUUACUUAAUUAUUUCAAGGUGUCUGAUUGUUUUUCUAUUUUUUUGCAGUAAUAUUAUUCAAUAGUGUGCAAUGUGAUAAAUUUAUAUAAUAAUGUGUGGACCAUCACUGUACUAAAAAAUAUGGUAUGCAUAUUAGUGAUACAAUUAUUAUUGUCUCAGAACAAUAAAACAGUGUUUUUGAUGUUAUUACACUGCAUAUAUACACUAUAUCUACACAGUGGUACCUUGGUUUAUGGCUGCCCUAGAUUACAAUUUGUUUGGUAUAUGACAUCAAAUUCCUUGUAAAAUUUGACUUGGUGUACAAUGUUUGCCUUGGAAUACAACGUUUGUUGAUACUUGUAUAGGUCGAGCGAGCUCGUGGUUCUGCUAGACGCAGGCGAGGCACGCUCAGUUUAUCAGUGUCUCCCACUUAGUGAUGACCACGCUUGAAUUCUUUGUAAAGAAUUUCAUGGUUUUUCUGCUUUUUUUUUUUGUUUCUGAACAGUAAAAUUUUUAUUUUAUAUCACACUAUGGGUCCCAAGAAAAUCAAUUGUAAAGUUCAAGCAAAGAAAAUAGUUGUGUGGAUGACGAUAGAGGAAAAACAAGAGAUCGUUCAUAGUGAAUGAAUGUGAUGUCUCACUACAGACAAGUGUUAAAAUGUAGGGAAAACUAGUGUCUUUAGACAGAUUCUUAGUAAGACAAGCAAGCAGUUAGCCACAACCAGGUCCUAGUGGUAUGCCUGCAAUGUCAUCACUGCCUGAUGUUAUGAUGGAAGGGGAUUUCCCCUUUCAAACACUAACACCUCUCCUCCUCACCGUCUUCCAUACACUAACUGGAAUCCUCAAUAAAGGACUCCACGUUGGAUUAUAAACACUCCAUGUUGAGGGGAGGGUUUGUGCACUCAUCCUUGAAGUGCGAAGAACUACAAGGUUGGAUAUAACAACAAUAACCUCGGAUUGUGAUGUUUCGAAGCUCGAAAACUGUAACAAAUGUAAACGAAGCCAUCAUGAUUGUUAAAGAUGUACAGGUUCUGUAAGUGGAUGAGUAGAUGCUUGAUGAUUCCUGGAGGUCGUCUGGAGCGAUCUUAAGGAGUGUUAUGGCCAUAAACAGAAUAUUCCUUCAUCUCAAACUGUCUGUACAAUAAUGGGUUCUUGUUCACUUGAAUAACAAUAUGAAUGCAUGUUGGGUGAAUGGUUAAAGGCAGAGUUGUUGGCGUGCGGGCCGCUGCUAGCACCAGUCUUAGCAAUCAAAGUUAUCUCAAGAUAAGCCUCACCCGUGUAGAACUCUUUAACAGGUAACCUGGGACAACAGGUAUCCUAUAGGAUGAACAAUCCAAUCUAAUACAGCAUACAUAGAUGCGAUAAAGCCCAUAAAUUAUUAGGAUCAUCUCAAAGCUCUCCAAAUGUACUCGCUAGAAAGGAGACGAGAGAGAGAUAUAAAAUAAUAUUCACGUGGAAAAUACUGGUGGG